Molecule: messenger RNA, 3792 nt
Organism: Acinonyx jubatus (cheetah)
Lineage: Eukaryota; Metazoa; Chordata; Mammalia; Carnivora; Felidae
Gene: CCKAR
Product: cholecystokinin A receptor
Exons: 6
Coding region: 337-1686 (449 amino acids)
Biological process (GO): neuropeptide signaling pathway
Cellular component (GO): membrane
Molecular function (GO): cholecystokinin receptor activity; neuropeptide receptor activity
Source: RefSeq, a predicted model, not a curated record
GUGUGUGAGAGCAGUGACACUCUGGGAAGGGUUAACUCACAGUCAGGCUAUCUGUGCUCGGGGCCCCAAGACUGGCCCGGGAACGGGAGGGGUGAGCUCGGAAGGUGGAGCUGGCUUGGCUCACAAGAGCUGCCUUUUCCAAGACAGGAGUGCAGAUGCUCGCCCAGCUGGACCGAGCGUGGUGAGCGCACGUCGCCUUCAGGAAUGGCUGGAAAAGCCCGCACCUGGAGACCCCUCCCUCCCUGUCCCUCCACGGCAGGUCGCAUUUGGUCUCUCGGGUCAUCAGAGGAAUGAGCAAUUCCCCGGCUCGCGGCACUUGGAGAACAGCAGGCAAGGAUGGAUGUGGUCGACAGCCUUCUCGUGAAUGGGAGCAACAUCACCCCUCCCUGUGAGCUGGGAAUCGAAAAUGAGACGCUCUUCUGCUUGGAUCAGCCCCAUUCUUCCCAAGAGUGGCAGCUGGCUGUGCAGAUCCUCCUGUAUUCCUUGAUAUUCCUGCUCAGCGUGCUGGGAAACACCCUGGUCAUCACGGUGCUGAUUCGGAACAAGAGGAUGAGAACUGUCACCAACAUCUUUCUGCUCUCCCUGGCCGUCAGCGACCUCAUGCUCUGCCUCUUCUGCAUGCCGUUCAACCUCAUCCCCAACCUGCUCAAGGAUUUCAUCUUCGGGAGUGCUGUUUGCAAGACUACCACCUACUUCAUGGGCACUUCGGUGAGUGUCUCCACCUUUAAUCUGGUGGCCAUAUCUCUGGAAAGAUAUGGUGCAAUCUGCAAACCCUUACAGUCCCGGGUCUGGCAGACAAAAUCCCAUGCUUUGAAGGUGAUCGCCACUACCUGGUGCCUCUCCUUUACCAUCAUGACUCCGUACCCAAUUUAUAGCAACCUGGUGCCUUUUACCAAAAAUAACAACCAGACCGCAAACAUGUGCCGCUUCCUACUGCCGAAUGAUAUGAUGCAGCAGUCCUGGCACACGUUCCUGUUACUCAUCCUGUUUCUUAUUCCUGGAAUCGUGAUGAUGGUGGCCUAUGGAUUAAUCUCUCUGGAACUUUACCAAGGAAUAAAAUUUGAUGCUAUCCAGAAGAAGUCUGCUAGGGAAAGGAAACCGAGCAGCAGCAGCGGCGGCAGGUACGAGGACAGUGACGGAUGUUACCUGCAGAAGCCCAGGCCCCGCACCCGGCUGGAGCUGCAGCAGCUGUCCAGCAGCGGGGGCGGCAGCAGAGUCAACCGCGUCAGGAGCAGCAGCUCGGCGGCCAACCUAAUGGCCAAGAAGCGGGUGAUUCGCAUGCUCAUGGUCAUCGUGGUCCUCUUCUUCUUGUGCUGGAUGCCCAUCUUCAGCGCCAACGCCUGGCGGGCCUAUGACACGGCCUCAGCCGAGCGCCGCCUCUCCGGGACCCCCAUUUCCUUCAUCCUCCUGCUGUCCUACACCUCGUCCUGCGUCAACCCCAUCAUCUACUGCUUCAUGAACAAACGGUUCCGCCUCGGCUUCAUGGCCACCUUCCCCUGCUGCCCCAACCCCGGUCCCCCAGGGGUGAGAGGGGAGGUGGGGGAGGAGGAGGAAGGCAGGACCACGGGGGCCUCCCUGUCCAGGGGAAGUCUACGGAGGCUGGGGCCCGCACUCGGUUUCUGGGCGACUGGAGGCAGGAAAUGCUCAGUGACAUUCACCAUCAGAAAAACCUCAACAGGCCAGUAACAGGAGUCCAGCAAGGCUCGUGUUACAAACGCAACUGCCAAACACACGUUCAAAAUGGUGAUGCGGACCUUACUUAAGCUCUAGAAGUUUCCAGAACAUCCAAGGUGAGCGAGCUCUCACUCCCCAUAGGGACACACUUCUAUGCUCUGCCUCAUCUGCCCACGCAGGACUGUGGAGGCUGCUGUCCUCCCCCCGGAGAGUCUACGGCUCACAUACCGUACCCAACCGUCUCACCACCAUCACAAAAGGUAACAUGAAACAGAGACUCUUCUGGCCAACAGCCUGGCUCUUUCUUUUUGAGGUUGGUGAAGGACAUUCAGAGACACAACCUUACGCCAUCACUGUCAUCAAAACAGCAAACGGAUUGUUGUCUAAAAGAUGGAAUUUGGAAUUUAUGUCUCUAAAAAAGAAAAGGGGUGUGUGGCAAAUAGCUGGAUGGAGUGCUAUCCUCCCAUAGUGAAUAUUUAAGAGCCAGAAGGUACAUAGACAUUUUUUUUGCUACUUUAAUGGCCUGUAUUAUAUUGAACCCCGUGGCUUCUUUGCCUCAACUUGAUUUCCCAUAUUCAUCUGGCAUUUCCUCCUUUCCAGAAAGACUCCAGGUACAAAGGUGAGUUGUAACCGAUGUGUUCCUGUCCAAGGGAGGAAACAGAAACAUGUAUAGUCAGUCCCAGAAUAAACACUGGCAUGCUUGGACUCCAUUCUCAAAUAGCUUUGAGUGUCAAAGCUGUCUGUGCCAUCAAAUACAAUCUGUGCAUUUGUUAAUAAUUGUAUUCAUUUUAUGUAUAAGUAUAAAGCAAACAUAUAAGUAUGCUCUUCACAUAGAAGUAUAUUCUUUGGUGUUUAAAAUAAGAAAAAACGAGUAGGAAUGGAUGUUGGAAUUCAGUAAUUAUUAUCAUUCUACAUUCCUGCACAACAGCUGGUUUCAUGUGAACUUUUCUGUGCAAAAUUAGGAUUGAAACCUCUCUCCUCUAAUUUAGAAAUCUCAAUUAAAAUGAGACAUGAGCUAUAAAUUUAGAUCGCGGUAAGUGCAUUUCUAGAAUAGAACCUAUCAAUCUAGUCCGCAAGCACUUCUUUCUUGUUCUUUUUUUCUUUUUCAGGGUAACAUUGUCUUGACUGUUUCAAUAUAUUGACACAGACAUUUUUGACAGAAACAACUGUACAUAUCAGUGUAGGAAUGAAAAAGGAAGAAGGAAGGAAGAAGGGAAGGAAAGAAAGAAGGAAGGAAGGAAGGAAGGAAGGAAGGAAGGAAGGAAAGAAGGAAGAAGGGAAAGAAGGAAGGAAGAAGGGAAAGAAAAGAGGAAAGAAAGAGAAAAAGGAAGGGAGGGAGGAAGGAAGAAGGGAAGGAAGGAAAGAAGGAAGAAGGGAAAGAAGGAAGGAAGGAAGAAGGGAAAGAAGAAAAAGAAAGAAGGAAAGAAAGAAAGAAAGAAAGAAAGAAAGAAAGAAAGAAAGAAAGAAAAAGGAAGGGAGGGAGGGAGGGAGGAAGAAGGGAAGGAAGGAAGGAAGAAAGGAAGGAAAGAAGGAAGGAAAGAAGGAAGGAAGGAAGGAAGGAAGGAAGGAAGGAAGGAAGGAAGGUUGAGGACAUAACUAUUUAUGAUGGGGGACUUUUCAAGCCAGAUGUUAGUUUUUCUAUUUCUGAGACUGCAACGUAAUGUUAAUAUUUAUAACCAGUCAUCUCAAAUAUUUCAAGGUAAAAAUUCAACCGAUUAAAGCACGUCCUGCUACAUGAUAAAAGAAGUAAGAAAUGAAAUUGUCUCCAUCAUUUAAGUCAAUUCUACAAAAUCUACAGUUUUGCUGCCAGAGGGAUAAGCCUUCCCCUCUGACUAUGUGAGCAUGUAAAUAAAGAUAAAUCAGCCUCCCUCCCUUUUGAAGGAACUUCUGGAAGUUCCAAAAGUGUAUUAACCUUAAAAUAGGGCUGCCAGAUUUAGCAAAUAAAAAUACAGGAUGUCCAGUUAAAUUCUAAUUUCAAAUAAACAACGAAUAAUUUUUUUUAGCAUGAGCAUGCCCCAUGCACUAACAUACAUCCUGUAUUUUAUCUGGCAACCCUGCUUUAAAAUAAUUUAAAAAGUACAUAAAAAUAUAAAUAAACUUUCCCAGAUAUAGGACAGU